Molecule: messenger RNA, 447 nt
Organism: Ostertagia ostertagi
Lineage: Eukaryota; Metazoa; Nematoda; Chromadorea; Rhabditida; Trichostrongylidae
Source: the annotation of a GenBank genome assembly
AUGGAACGAUCUUCGGUGUACACUUAUGUGUCAGCACACGGCUACAUCGGACCUCCUGCCGACGAUUUCGAAGUGUUGAAGGGCUCAGGAGCAAGCAUGGGCAGCAGGCGCUCAAAUAUCGAGUUGUACUGGACCGUUUCUGAAGUUACCGUAACUACGGACAACGAUCACUGUGAUUCUCCAUCACUUCAUUUAAUAGACCCAGGCCUGUGCCUAAUCGUGAACGUUGAAUGUUUUCGACGUUCGGUGUGUCUUGGCGAGAAGCGCUCGUCGGGGCGCCUUCACUACCGACCGGCGCCGCAGCCGUCACUACCAGUCGAGCAGCCCGGCCCGCCCCGAUUUCCGGCUGUUGAGCAGUCAAAACAACACAUAUCAGUGAAAUUCCAGAUAUUUGUUCAUGGACUUUCUACCGAACUUUUCUAUGCUAUGAUCUUCACUGACAUCUGA